UCACAAUAAACAUGACUUACAAUUACAAAUAAACGUCAUAUCAAAUAGAUAUGGUUAAUUUAAAAUUAAUUAUUAUUUAUAAUACUAAUUGCGAUUGUUAAUUAAAACACUAGGGCUGUGUGUCAGUUAAUAUUUUAAUUAAUUUAUUAAAAUGUAGUCAUCUUCCGGUACUGUCAUCUGAUAAUGUGAUAUCGAUGAUUAGACGUAAUAAAAAAAAAUAUAUUAAAUAUAUAAAGUAUAUAUAUAAGUGUAUAUAUAUUUAUUGUUGAGCUAGUGGGUGAAGUGUAAUUGUAGUAAAAAAAAAAUAAUUAAUUGUAAAUGAAGUUUUGAUAGUAAAUAAUAGUUUGUGUAUUUAAAUGUGGGUGUGAUGGCGAAUUCACCGACAAGUAUUGAAAAUCAAAUAGACAGUUUUCUUGAACAAUUCAAGAGAAGCGCCUCCAGGGCAAUGGAAGAUAACGCCAGAGGGAGUUAUAACGCGAGCAGCAGCAUCAGUCGCAGCAGAAGUGGUAACCUCGACCUCGAGGUCUUUGAGGCCGAGGAUGUCGAAAGUAUGACCGGAGAGAUCGAAAACGGAGACCUAGCAGUCCGCGACGUAGCAGAUCUUCUUCAGCAUCAGUAUGCGAUUAUUACGGGAGGUAAAACAAGAGAAGGAUGUCCAAUAAUAACAUUUCCUGACAAUGGAAACUUUCACAAUCUUAGUGAUUUAGACUAUCAGCGUUUAAUGCUCUAUCUCACUUCAGUUCCCACAUUACAGGAAGCUGACUUGGGAUUUCAUUUGAUAAUCGAUCGCCGAACAGACAAGUGGAACUCUGUUAAAACUGUCCUAAUUAAAAUAUCUGCAUUUUUUCCUGGAUUAGUUCAUGUUGCCUAUGUGUUGCGGCCAGUUGGUUUUCUCCAAAAAGCCAUUUCUGAAGUAUCAAAUAAAUUAUUUCGUGAAGAUUUUAAAUUUCGCGUUAUUGUACUGGCUAAUGUGACUGAGCUGUAUGAUUUUAUUGACAAAGAUCAGCUGACAGAACAACUUGGCGGUGAUUUACCGUACUGUCAUACAACUUGGAUUCAAAAUAGAAUAAGUUUAGAAAAAUUUUCAUCCAUGACUCAAGACGUAUCACUUGCCUUAGACUCAUUUACACGUCGCCUAGCGGAAAUAGAAUUUCCCAAUAACACGAUAGCAACAACCCGGCUAUUGAAUCAGCAGCAAGCUGAGUACAAUGAACUUAAAGAGGAAAUUUUGAGCGCAGCACGACAUGGCGAAGCACUUUUAGAUAGUGUAAGACAAUUGACCGGUAAAAGUACUGCCGAUCGAUUAGGAAAUGUCGCUGCUGUUGAAAGAUUGUUAGUGCAAUUAGAAGAAACAGAACGUACAUUUGACCUUUUUUGGUCACAUCACAGUUCUCGUUUACGACAUUGUCUAGCUCUAAGGCAAUUCGAACAAGAUUUUCGUGAACUACAGGCAUCAUUAGAUCAACAUCUAAAAACCGUUGACGAUAUGACUGAAGUUGGAGAAACUCAAGUUCGGGUAGACCAACUUAUACGGGAUACAUCAACUUUCCAACGUAUAUGCCGGGGUGAUAUUGAUCGUGCUGAGGAAGUGAUUGCUGCUGGACAACAAUUAUUAUCAGGAAGACAUCAAUGUCCUACAGAAGUCGUAGAGCCAAAAUGCGCUGAAUUGCAACGAGUUUGUACUAUUUUGAGUCAAAGAUUGGAAAGGCGGUUGCAUACGCUCACUAAAUGCCGCGAACUUAUGGAACGUAUUGAUAAGGCUAAUGCGUGGUGUACACGAGGUAUUGAACUUCUCGCUUCACAAAACAGCGCAAUGCCAACGGAUCAGGCUCUUCAGGAACUAGAGCAGCUUGUUGAAGCCGCUGAAGAGUUCCAUAGUCCUCGAUGUAUUUUUCAAGAUUCUAUAAUGCCAGAAACUAAAGCAUUAGUUGCACAGGUCUUACAGAGAAUCGAAGAUGUAACAUUGAUGUGCGAGAAAAAAAUAAUUGUUUUGAAACAACAGUUGAUAAAACCCGCGAGACCGGUUCAAACGGUUACACCAGAGCCAGCAAAACCACUUCAAGCCUCACCACAAAUCAUAAAACCAGGAAGAGUUUUAAAAAAAGCCAAUACAAUGCCAAAGAUGGAAAUGGGUCCAAUAGAAGGUGGUGACUCAUCGUCACCAGAAAGCGAACCAAGAGACAUCGAAGCAAUGCGACUUAAACGCGGCCAUGUAUUAACAGAACUUGUCGAAACAGAACGUGUUUAUGUAGCAGAACUUGGAUCUAUAAUAAAAGGAUACAUAAUGGAAAUGACGAACGAAACAAUGAGUCAUUUAAUACCAAGUGCAUUGAUUGGAAAAUCGGAUGUACUGUUUGGUAAUCUCGAAGAAAUUUAUCAUUUUCACGGUGAAACAUUUUUACGUGACUUGGAAAAUUGUAUAUCAAAUACCGAAUUAGUAGCGCUGUGUUUUGUACAGCGAAGAGAUAUAUUUUUCCGACUGUACAGUUAUUAUUGUCAGAAUAUUACAAGAUCUGAGAGUUUGAGAGAGCAAAUACAAGGAGAGCCACAAUUUUUAGCAGCUUGUCAACAAAAACUGGGCCAUAAGUUACCGUUGGCUGCUUAUCUGUUGAAACCCGUGCAGCGUAUUACUAAAUAUCAAUUAUUAUUGAAAGAUUUACUUAAAUAUAGCGAUGAACCUGCUUGCUGUACAGAGCUACAAGAGGCAUUGGAUUGUAUGCUAAUUGUUUUGAAAUGUGUCAAUGAUAGCAUGCAUCAAACUGCAAUCAGUGGAUUUGGAGGAGAUUUGAACGCCCAAGGUGAACUUUUAUUGCAAGGAUCAUUUAGUGUUUGGAGCAGCAGUAAACGUGAACGUUUAUUACGACUAAAACCUUCUCAACGUCAUAUUUUUCUGUAUGAAAAAGCAAUGAUAUUUUGUAAACACAGUAAACCACAAGCUCAUAAUAAAGCAACUUAUCAUUUCAAACGUUUUCUUAAAAUGUCACAAAUCGGUUUAACUGAAUCGGUAAAAGGGGACACGAGAAGAUUUGAAAUAUGGUUACAAGGUCGUGCUGAAGUUCAUACGAUCCAAGCACCGAGUAAUGAAGUCAAACAAUCGUGGGUACGACAAAUAAAAGGUGUGUUGAUGUCACAACUUGCUGAAUUAAAAGGAAAACAAAAUAAUGCGUUAGCUAAAUCUAAUCACAAGCCAUUGAGACAAACAAUAUCAUGGGAGAUACAAAGUGUUUCUGGGUCAUUGCGUACACUUUCUGUUGACGGUAAUAGUGUGAUAUCACAUGUUACUGAUGUAUCACAAUCAACGGAAGAAGAUGUAGCUUGGAGUUCAGAAAAUAGUAACACUGAUGACGAAGAUGCAUUUUCGGAAAAUCCAGGACCAGCUCCAGGUGGACGAUACGUAGCAUUAGCUGAUUACUGUGCCGUUGGUCAAUCAGAAGUAACAAUGCGCGAAGGCGAUCACCUGGAAUUAUUAAAAGUUGGCUGUGCCGGUUGGUGGUUUGUUAAAUUAAUUGGCACUGGUAUUGAAGGUUGGGCGCCAGCAGCUUAUUUAGAGCCAGUUAGCCGCAAAACAUCCCGUAGUUCUCAGUCUGUUAAUAAUAGUCAAGAAGUUAUAUGAAAUCGGCGUUUAACACACUAAGUAAUACAUCGCAUGUAAUACAUUUACGUAUACAUACAGUGUAUUAUUUAGUGUGUUAAUUAUUAUUAUUACUAUCACUAUUAUAUUUUAUUAAGUUUCAUCAUUCAAAUUAAUUUAAUUUAACACAUUAAAUAAUACUUUAAUAUUAAUUGAUAUGUUAAAUUUCUCGUGUAAAAAAAUUCGUUACAAAAAUAUUUCUAAAAAAAAUCGGCAUUUGAAACUUCUAAACUUGAGACAGAUUAGAACUUUAAGUGGAACUUUUUUAUACUUUUGUAAUUUUGAUAGUAAAAAAAAAAUGUUUUUAAAACAUAUUUUUACUAAACUUUACGUUCGUUUCGAAAAAGUCGAAAAACCUCUAAUUUGAAACUUUUUAUCAACUUUUUUAGAUUCUUAUGGAGCUAGUGAUUUCUAAUGAAAAUUUUUUCGGAACGAGGAUAAAAUGUAGUAAAAAUACGUUUUGAGAUAAACUUUUGUUUUUUACUAUCAAAAUUACAAAAGUACUAAAAGAGUUUUAUUCUGUCACAAGUUUAGAAGUUUCGUAUAUCGAACUUUUUUUUGUAACGAAUUUUUUUUAACACGGGUUAUCAUGUGCAAUUAAUUUUUAUAUGGUUUAAUUAUGCCAAGAGCAAUUUCAAUCAAAUGAUAUUGUUUUAUUUUUAUUUAAAUAAAGAAAAGAGCUUUAAUGGACUGAUUAAAUGGCAAAUAACUUGUGAAUUGGAUGAUAAAUUUUUAAAUAUUAGGACAAUUUUUUUUGUUCGUAUUCGACUGAAUUAGCCAGUACAGUAUUUUAUUAUUAUUAAUUAUUAUUAUUUUCUAUAAGUAAUUAAAAUUACAUUAAUCAAGUUUUUUUUUUUACUAAUUUCGAGGCUAUUUAUUAACUGUAUAUAUAUAUAUUAAUAUAUAUAUAUAUAUAUAUUUUUUAAUAGAUUUUGAGUGUAGUGUAAUUAUGUAUUUACAAAAAAAAAAUUAACGUAUUGAUAAAUUGGACAUUAAUCUUGUUUACUUAUUUUUUUUUAAAUGUUAAAAUUAAUAUAGUAAUGAAUAUUUUUAAUUGCGGAAAACUAAUGGGUAAUGAGUAAGUAAUGUAGAGUAUUGAUAAGAAAAAUACUAAGGACGGAGAAUGUUUUAAUGCCAUGUUAGAUUUAUAAGCAGGUACAUUGUUAAAUAUUUAAAAAAAUUGCUGGAGCAAUGUAAUAUUUAAAUAAAACCCGGUAAUACAAACUAAAUAUAAUAGAAAGGAGGUAAAAAUAAAUAAAUAAUUAAUAUGAUAAUAAUGAUAUUUAUAAAAUUAUUCAAAACUGAAUCUAUAGGACGUAUGCGCAAUUAACAGACUUCCAAAUUGUAAACAGUUAACACCAAUUAUGCAAUAGUUUAUUAUUAAUAACUAUAGUUUAUAUAUUUAGUACUGAUUAACUUGCAUUGAUUAAUAAUUUAUAAACUGAUACAGUUAAAAAAAUAUUUCUGGUAAUAAAUACAUACAUUUAAUGUAUACAAUAAUUAUUAUCGAUAAAAGUUAAUUUUUUUUUCUAUGAAAUAAAAAAUUGAUACGCACAUAAAAAAAAAUUUAUUUUUAUUUUUAUCGUGUAAAAUUUUUAUUUAUACUAAAAGUGUCUAAGGGGGUGGCAUUGUAAUUUAUUAGAGAUAAAUUCGAUAUUUAGUUUUGUCAACUGUUAAUAUAAUUGCAAUUAAUGUCAAUUUUUUUUUAAUAGUCGGACUUUGUCAUAGGGUUACAAGUUUCUCUGUCAAACUAUCGCGAUACCUGAUUUAUAAAAAAGACAGCAAAUAGUCUUAUUACAGGGUUCGACUGUACAAAAUUUUUUUGAACGUUAAUUUGAUGUCUCUUAAUUUUUUUUUAUGGAACAAGUAUUCUAUGGAUUUUUUUUUGUAGAAUAUUUGAUACUAAUUGGAAAAAGUAUUUAACAAUUAGAAAAGAG
Messenger RNA from Microplitis demolitor, 5568 nucleotides. Its product is annotated as guanine nucleotide exchange factor DBS. The transcript is spliced from 15 exons. Gene Ontology annotation, molecular function: guanyl-nucleotide exchange factor activity; protein binding. Gene Ontology annotation, cellular component: cytoplasm. The record is from RefSeq and is a predicted model, not a curated record. Gene Ontology annotation, biological process: intracellular signal transduction. The coding region runs from base 368 to 3613 and encodes 1081 amino acids. Lineage: Eukaryota; Metazoa; Arthropoda; Insecta; Hymenoptera; Braconidae.